AUGCUCAAACUCUCCCAGCCGCACCGAUUGAGACCAGAUGAACGUCAGGAUUUCAUCACCAGUCUUGCAACAGAAGAAGGACUUGCUGUUGUUCGACAGAUAGUUGAGACAGAAUUUGCCAAGUCAUAUAGUGUCCUUGGUCUGAUGUUUCACGUUCACGGUGUGCUCUUCCUCAAGCUUAUCACGAAUGACAGAGUUUUGUCAUCCGUUGCGCUCGAGCGCCAAGUGGGAACCAUCUAUAACGUGAUCUAUGGACCAGGUGGCCGUCGUGCUGUUAAGUUCUUUACUCAUGUGGCAGAACAUGUUUUGCGGGUGAGCUCUGAACCAAGCACUGCCAAUGAAAGGUCGUUGAACAAUGACAUGCUUGGGUUUGAGGAAACACUGCUGCUUGUUGCAAAAGCUUUUCUUACAACCAUGACCUUAAACCAGGAGGCUGCAAUCCAAACUGCUUUCAAGCCUAUCGUUGAGAGUCUUUGCAACUGUUACAAUGAGGAAGAUAUCUUCAGCGGCGUUGCUUCUCAUAGCUUGCGGUGGGUUCAUGACAACAUCAUCAAGCUGAAAGACGUAUUGUCCAUGGGAGAGUCGCUCAACCGCUCCCCAGCCAUCUCUUUUCAUCACGAUGCUCAACACAUGCUACCGAAGGCCCAAGAGUUUCAAGUUGACCUACCAGGAGAGCUGUCUGCGGAUGGGCCUCGACACGACAAUGACCACGCCUCCAUCCCAAACAUCCGCCUACUCCCAACGAUAUCCGAGAUCUAUUCUCUCGAGAGAGCUGAGUUUCUCCCAGCGAGAGACCCGGUCUUCGAUACAUUGGAUCAACAUGAGACUGGUAUCCGCCGGCUUCUCGAUACCCAGUUCCGCCUGCUGCGUGAGGAUACCGCCGGCUUGCUCCGCGACUCGAUUCGCGUGAUCUUGAACAACUGGGAUGUCCUCGUCCAUCAGCCAGACUGGCGCUUGAAGCGAAGAAUUCUUCGUAAAAGUGACACUACCCCCGUGCGUAUCUAUCUUGGGGUGAACGUCCGGCAGGUUCGAGCGGGUGGAAAGAAGGGCAUUGAAGUCGAUCUCGAAUUUGACCAGCCUUCAAGACUGAAAUCCAUGAGCCCAGCCCGACGCAAGCAAUAUUGGCAAGCCACCCAAGCCUUGAAAGAGAGCCCAGUGGUUCUUGCUCUAAUCGAUGGCGAGGACCACACGAACGUCUCUGUGACUUUCCUGCAAGUUGCUAAAAGAGAUCUCAAUGUCACCUCUAAUCCACCCGCUUCACGAGAGAAUAUGCCCACACCCGUCAGCGGUCUGGUUGCUAGUGCCACGCGCGCUUCGAUCAGUCUCAGACUGACAAAUAACUUCCACGAAUCAGAGCUCACAAAUGUAUUCAACUUUGCCCGCUUGAAAAACAGCAAAAGGCCGCUUCUGUUGGCCGAGUUUCCAGCUGUGCUUUUGAACUCAUUCGAUGGGGUCUUACAAUGCUUGCAAGCUCAGUAUGCACGCCCAGAGCAUCUGCCGUUUGCAACCUGGAUUGUCCCUCGACCUGAUCGUAAUGCCACAAGACAGAAUGUGUCGAUUGAUACCCUGGAACAAUAUGUUACCGUGCCCCCGCCAGCCUAUCUAGAUAUCCAUAAGUCUCUGGAUCUAUCAUCCCUUUUUGGAGAACCGAUUGCGGAUGAUGGAACUGAUACAAGCCGAAGCAGCGACGACCCUACCCCAUCCUUCUCCCUCCAAGACGAUCCGGUGUGGAUAUCAGAUCAGCUCGCGAACACAACAAGCCUUGAUCAGGGUCAGGCGACGGCAUUAGUCUGGGCCCUCCGCCGCGAAAUCGCACUCAUACAAGGACCGCCUGGAACGGGAAAGUCCUACGUUGGUAUACAGCUUGCCAAGUGCCUGUCAGCAAACCGGGACUUGCUUGACCUUGGCCCGAUAUUGUGUGUAUGUUACACCCCCCACGCACUUGAUCAAUUUUUGCAAGGGCUUCUCGAUGCAGGCAUUACAAGCAUCGUGCGUCUUGGCCCGCGCAGCGCAUUCCCACACUUGGAAGCAUUAUCCAUCGAUAGCUACAAACAGGCUGAUCGAGGGCCGUUCAUCCGCGCUUACAAUAAUGAGCGGCAUUCCCACCAUGACAAAGUGAAGGAAAUUGCAGCGGAACUCGAACAAGUAUGUAGAUCGAUGGAGUCUGGUGGUAUGGAGAUGACGUUGUGGUUCGUUAAGAAACGCUUCCCAUUUGAAGCAGACCGUAUCACAGCUGUCGAUCCCGACCGAAGCGAGGUUGAGGCCUUCAGGCUUUGGACGCAAGGCGAUGAUGCUAGCGUUUGGGUGGAGAUCGAUGGGCCGCGUUCUCCCGAAGAACUCUUGCAGACCGAUGUUUGGACACUCUCGCCGGCAGAACGCAUGCGCUUGUACGACUUUUGGCAUGAGGGAGCACUCGAUGAACUUCGGAAGGCCUUCUCGUCCUUGGUGAAAGCAUACUACAGACGGAAGCAAAGUUUAACAGCCGUAUAUCACGCGGCCGAAGCUCGCAUGCUCCAGGGAUUCCACGUUAUAGGUGUCACGACGACGAUGCUGGCGAAUCUCUCGUCCCAGAUCCGUGGCGUUCAGGCUAAAGUGUUGAUUUGCGAGGAGGCCGGAGAGAUACUCGAAUCUCAUGUCCUGACCGCACUAUUGCCAUCAGUGCAGCAUGCCAUUCUGAUUGGAGACCAUCUUCAACUCCGUCCACGCAUCAGUAACCUCAGGCUCUCUAUGAGUUAUGACCGCGAAGGGGCAAAGUACGGCCUCGAUGAAUCACUGUUCGAGCGACUCGCUAAUAGCCAUUUUGAGGGCAAUGACGACGAGGAAGGGCAGACGGAAGGGCGUCGAUUCCCUGUCACGCAGUUGAGUAUCCAGCGACGCAUGCAUUCCUCGGUUGCUCAUUUAGUUCGCGAAACGCUCUAUCCGAAGUUGCAGGAUCAUCCUUCCACGACUAUAUAUCCUGCUGUUGCAGGACUCAAGAAGAGGCUAUCUUGGCUUGACCAUCGCAAUGCGGAAGAUGACGGCGACCCCUCCGAUCCCAUGCAUAGCAAGACUAAUACAUGGGAAGCCCACAUGGUGACAUCGCUUGUAAGGCAUCUUCUGAGACAAGGAAAGUAUGGUCCUGGCGAGAUUGCUGUUCUGACACCAUACGUCGGACAAUUGAGAUUGCUUAGGGACAUUCUUGAACAAGAAAUGACCCUUAUAAUUGGUGAGAGAGAUGCCGAGGGACUUGGCGAGGCAGAGCGUGCAGAAACGGCCAAUGAUCCUAGCAUUCGGCUCCAGGGACAACGUGUUGUGAGCAAGGGUAGCUUGCUCGACGCUCUGAGACUGUCAACGGUUGACAAUUUCCAGGGCGAGGAGGCAACCGUUGUUAUUGUUUCCCUGGUCCGAAGCAACAGGUUCAGGAAUUGCGGUUUCCUCAAAUCACCGAACCGCAUCAAUGUUCUACUAAGUCGUGCAAAACAUGGCAUGUAUCUCAUUGGCGAUGCAAACACGGCAUCAACAGCGCCGAUGUGGUCGGCUGUCAUUGACCUGUUCGAAAAGAACGAGAAUAUUGGACCUUAUCUCGAGCUCGACUGCGAGCGCCAUCCACACAAUAUGAUGCAGGUCUCGUGUCCCGAUGACUUCUCCAUCAAGUCCCCGGAAGGUGGUUGCGCGGAGACAUGCGGCUUGAGACUAGACUGCGGGCAUACAUGCGUGGUUAAAUGCCACUCAUCCAAACAGCAUAAAGCAGUCAAAUGCCUGCAGAAGUGCUAUAAAAUGAGGCGAUGUGGCCAUCCAUGCGCGAGGAAGUGCUACGAGCCAUGUGGUCCAUGUACCGCAAUUGUCUGCAACGUCAUGCUACCCUGUGGACAUACGAUUGACAGGGUUGAAUGUUCUCGCAUAGCUAAACUAGAUACUGUGCAAUGCACAGCAGAGCUCGUCGUCAAAUUGCCCUGGUGUGAUCACAGCUUCAAGGUGCAAUGCCAUGAGAGGAGGAAACCCUUGAAAUGCUCUCUUCAGUGUGGUCUGGAACUAGCUUGUGGACAUAGCUGUCAGAAGUUAUGCUCCUCCUGUCGGGUCCAGAAGAAGGAAGCGAUCGUCCUUGAUCAUGGUAAAUGCAUCAGUGUCUGUCGCAAGGGCUUCACAAAUUGCACGCAUUCCUGUGAUCGUGUAUGCCAUCCUGCAACGGCAUGCUUACCUUGCCGCCGUCCGUGUGAAGUCCAUUGCAAGCAUAGCCGAUGCCCCAAGACCUGCAAGGAGCCGUGUCCUCCGUGCGCAGAGCUAUGUGACUCUGGCUGCGAGCACCGCGAAGCUUGCAAGCUCCCAUGUGCCGUUCCAUGUGAGAACAAUCCAUGCAAUCGACGUUGCGAAAAGAGGAUGAAGCCGUGUGGACAUCAGUGCCCGGGAAUGUGUGGAGAGCCGUGUCCACCGUCCCAAUUUUGUCAAACCUGUGCUCCACUUGAGGUCCUGCAACAGCAGGUUGACCUUCUGGAGUUCAAGACGUACAAAGAGAUUGACCUGGACACGUCGCCCCUAAUAUUCCUUCCAUGCAAUCACUUCUAUACUGUUGCUUCCUUGGAUGGACUUUUAGGUAUGAAUGAUUACUUCAAUAUUGAUGCGUCUACAGGCGACAUUAUCAGCACCAAGCCUUCUCAUUGGGAGAUGAUGCCCGGGUCAGCGCUGAAGGGCUGUCCAGAGUGCCGCCGCCCGCUCCGAGACAUAAAUCGAUACAGUCGAAUCUUGAAAAGAUUUCUGCUGGACGAGUUCACACGCAAAUUCGUCACUUUUGCCAGUGCACAGCAUGCCGAACUCGCGGACAAGAUUGUUCGCUUCGAGAAGCAAGUCGAAGAUUCACGGACUGAGUUUCUCAAGUAUUGGACCCUCGAGGCUGGUGUCUCAAAAGCCCCCGACCAAGCCAGAGGAGCGGUACAAGCUUAUCGAGCUGCCGGUCUAGCCCUGGUCAAAAGGGUCAAAGAAUUCAUUAAGUCGGUUGCGACCGCGGAACAGCCACUGGGCAAGUUGAACAACAUGCUCGCGUCUGCCAUUUCACGACAAAAUGAAUCCAUGAAUGCAAAGUCCUUCGCUGAUAAAUCCGUCAUACAAACCGGUUUCGGCCUGCGUGGGCAGGUCCUCGCCCUUAGACUCGGCUGGGUCGUACUCCGCGACUGGGACCACAUUUGCAACAAUCGGAACGUGGAUAACCGCAUCCGAAACAAUCUAGUUCAGCUCACAGCCAAUCACAUCAAGUCCCUGAUUGAAAAGUGUCUUUCGCUGAAGCAGACCACCAUGAAGGCCAAUCUUCUUCAAGAACGGGUUGAAGCCGGGAUCUACUUUGCGCUGUUUUCCAUGCUUUCGUUAAGCAACAUGCGAGCGCUCGGCAAGACUGUCGAGAUGGACACCGAGACCAAGACCCGCCAGCGUGCCCAAGAUGACCUGGAGUUCUGUGAGAGAUUGUGCACCAAGUCGCCGAAGCUCUUGGGCUACCUAAUGGAAGACGUCAAAGACGCACAGAGGACCAUCAAUGAGGGGACGUUCUAUGCCCUGGUGACCAGUGAGGAGAAACGCCAGGUGUACAGAGCAAUGGCGGAGCAGUUCGCAGGCACCGGGCACUGGUACUAUUGCCAAAACAAUCACCCAUUCACUAUUGGCGAAUGCGGCAUGCCCAUGGAGGAAGCACGAUGUCCCCAGUGCGAGGCCCCAGUUGGAGGGUUGAACCAUCAACUCGCCGAAGGUGCCCGUCCGGCCGAGGAUAUAGACCAAGAGUUCGGCGAGACAGAGCUCACCGAGCAGGAGAUCAGGGAGGGAAUGAUAAUGGAGGAGCUGAGAGACGAAAUGGUGGCUGCCAGACAGGAAGGGAAUCUGAUCGAGAUGUAA
Messenger RNA from Aspergillus japonicus CBS 114.51, 5853 nucleotides. RefSeq lists its product as uncharacterized. The record is from RefSeq and is a predicted model, not a curated record. Lineage: Eukaryota; Fungi; Ascomycota; Eurotiomycetes; Eurotiales; Aspergillaceae. Gene Ontology annotation, cellular component: nucleus; nuclear RNA-directed RNA polymerase complex. The transcript has 5 exons. Gene Ontology annotation, molecular function: helicase activity; zinc ion binding. Bases 1 to 5853 code for a protein of 1950 amino acids. Gene Ontology annotation, biological process: regulatory ncRNA-mediated heterochromatin formation.